Molecule: messenger RNA, 7826 nt
Organism: Zootermopsis nevadensis
Lineage: Eukaryota; Metazoa; Arthropoda; Insecta; Blattodea; Termopsidae
Source: RefSeq, a predicted model, not a curated record
ACAGAUAUGGUAGGUGGGAUGAGUCGCCCGCCCAAACCCGUACCGCAGGUGAAGAAGGUGGCACCCCCCGCAGUUCCCGACGUGUUUCGGCACUCUGGGAGCAGCUUCGGGUCGGCGGGCUACAGUAGCAGUGAGGACGGCUGCUUUAUCACCGGCACUGAAGCCCAGCCACCGCGAGAUGGCUGCGAUCAUGGCGAAAUAUAUGGAAUGUGUGGCAAGUCUCCAGGACCCCAGUUUUCGUAUCCAGCAUUCACGUUUCCAGGACCUCAGGGAGUACAGUACACUCAGCUGAUGCAUCCGGCAGGGAAGGGAGCAGCUUACUACCAUCAGCUGUCCCUUCAGGAGGACCAGGGCAUUGACAUGACCCAGAGUCCUGGCCGAGACAGUCCUGGAUCAUCCGGUUCUGGAUCGGGCUCAGGCUCACGUCAUAGCACAGCAAGUCUGGACAGUGGACGAGCAUCAGGGUAUCAUCUUCUGGGUCCUUCUGGCCCGCGGGGCAGCGGCACUACUAUGGGCGGCCUCUCAUCCAGCCCACGUUGCUCACUAUCAUCGUCAUCUCUGGGUUCGUCUGAACACGGUGGCCCAGCAUCACGGGCAGAAAGGUUACUGCAUCAAGGAGUGCCUGAUCAGGAUGUGCUGCACUCAUGGCUGAUGGAUCUCCACUUUGAGGAGUAUUUUCCAUUGUUUGCCUCAGCUGGUUAUGACAUGCCAACUAUCUGUAGAAUGACUCCUGAAGAUCUUACAGCAAUCGGCAUAAAGAAACCAAAUCAUCGAAAGAAGUUAAAGGCUGAGAUUGCUCAAUUAAGUAUUUCUGAUGGACUUCCUGAUUACAUUCCUGGCUCCAUGGAGGAAUGGCUGCGGCUGCUGCGUCUAGAGGAAUAUGGCCCUGCGCUUCACCAACAAGGCUACCAGACAGUAGAAGAUGUGACACAACUCACAUGGGAAGACCUGGAGGACAUAGGCAUUGUUAAGCUGGGUCACCAGAAAAAGAUACUACUGGCCAUCAAGAGAGUGAAGGAUGUGCGAGCUGGCAAGAGGUUUCCUCUGCAGCUGGGGACAGAGAUAGUACUUACUAACUUGCCCCCACACCCUGGACAAACACAGGAGGUGUUGAUCUCAACUCCGCCCAGCGGUGGUUUGAAUUCACCCGAUGAGGGUGACGAUUGCUUCCCACCGAAUGUGCACACGACGUUCCACUCAUUCCACCAACCGUGGGAGGUCGAGGGGAGCCAGCAAAUGUCUUCGUACAGCCACCAUCACCAACACCUACUGCAUCACCACCAUGCCUUUAGCACGACCACUUCCACCAUAGCACCAUCACCGUUCAGUUUCCAACCUAUGUACUGUCCAGACAUUGUCCCCAUCAAGAUUCGAGGAGGCAGGGGCAAAUCUCUAGAGAGCUUAGAGGACAGCACUGAACAUACACACCACACAUUUAGUGCUGAUAAUACUCAAACUUUCUACUAUCAGCAGCACCAGUUGACACCCAUGCCUUCUGGUGGUUGGAGACCCCGGAGUUAUGAUGAUGGAGAUAUCACACCCACCAAUGAAGCAGCUGUGGCCCUUCAUGAGGGUGGUGGAACUCUGCCGCGCCCUCGCGGACUAGUCCGACCACGCCCCGUAGCCAAAAUCACGGCCAAAACACGCCCCGCAACAAAUGAUGGAUCCACUUUCAUAAUUCCUGAUUUUGAAAAACCAUCAUCUUUCUGUGGCACAUACAAGACUUUGCCUAGAGACCUGAUAGAUAUCAGUAAAUAUAACCUAGAACAGUACAAUCCUGGUACAGGUGGUGGACAUUACGUAUCAGAAUCUGUACCACCAAUAUCUGCUAUAAUUAGGAAUGAGAGUCCCUGUUGCACACCAAAGAAAAGACCACCGUCUCCGCCAAAGAGGCGGUCAUCACGUACAGGAGAUCUUCCAUCAGAACUCAAAGGUCAAGGGAGAUCUGAUGUUGUUAUAGACUGCAGUGGUCCUGUGCCAAAGGCUUCGUCCUCUUGCACAAGCAGUGCAACUACUACAGUUGUCACAGUAGACCUUCACUCAACUGCCUCAUCACCAUCCCUCUCUCUGCCAGCAUACCCGAGUGGUGAUGAACUAACAGGCACGGAAGAUGAAGACCUUCCUCUUCCCCCACCUCCUGCACCCUCCUCGCCACCGGCAGGUGGCAGUCUCAGAGAGAAGUUUGAAGGCUUGUCACUGAACUCAUCUCCACCAACAAUGAGCCGGUCAUGGGGUAAUGUUGCUGACGUUGGGACACUAGAUCAGCAUUCAACAGGUGCUUCAGAUGUGGAGCAAGAGCUCAUUGCCAGCCUUGCCAUGCAGCAGAGCCGCAACGGGUCUGAUGCCAGCUUCAAGUCAAGCUCAAGCACAGAAUCAGAUUCACUGCCAUUUGCCAACGAGAAUGCCGGAACUAUCAAGCAGCGCGCUGUGCGACCGCAUCCCACUCUCACCACCAUGGACUACCCAAAGACAGAUUAUGUGCCUCCAAAACGAGUCCAGCAUUCUCCAGGUGAUCUUGCAGCUAGUCAAAAAACAUUGAGAGAAAGAGCCACAGGCCAGGAACCAGUUGAUGUGUUAAAUGACAUUGGGAACAUGCUUGCCAACCUGACGGAUGAGUUAGAUGCCAUGUUGGAAGAAGAAAAACGACAGGGGCUCAACCAGUGAAAAAAUUAGUUCCUAGAACUGGACAGUUAAAUUGGUACUACCAUACAUUUUGAAAGUAUGAGUGGAGGAAGUCAGUGUUCAAAAUACUGUCUUGUUUUUUAAGCUCAUCCUUUGGAAUCAUGAACGUGAUUUGUAUACAUUUCUGUUACUACAUAAUGCUGAAUGAAAGUCAACUCUGUUUCAAAAACUUUUAGAAGACAUAUUCAAGUUCAGUUCAUUUGGCUUCCGUUUCUGAGCUAGGAAGGGCCUUUUUCAAAAUGAAGAUACUAUUCUAGAAAUGUGAAUAAAUUUCCAUUUGUCUGUCUGACUAAUAUUAACUCAAACAUAUGAUCUAGUUAGUACAAAAUGCAAAAGCAGUUAGCAGAAAACACACAUACACAUAUAUAUGAAGGCAAUUUGAUUAAAUAUUUUGUCAUUUGUUUCAUGCAAAUGAAGCACGUGAUUAUUACAGAGUGGCAGAAUGUACGUUCACAUUUAGUAUGGCACAAUAUUGAACUUAUGCUAGCAAUAUUAAGAUAAUCACAUCCAGGUAGCUUGGUACCUAUUUCCAUUCACCUGCCAGCCACUUUGCAGCAGUGCAGACUGCAGCGUGUAAACUAGCAUUCCAUGCAAUCUAUCUUGCACAUUUUGUUUGAAUUUUCAGUGCUCAUCUCGCAACAUGUCUAGUUUGAGGUGAAAUACUUUCCUUUGCAUAACGCAUCACACACUCCAGGAACUUGUUCUCUUUUAAAUUUGUUUUCCUCGUUUAACGUGUGGAGACAAUAUUUUGUUUGUGGUGAUGUCUAAUAGGAGUUGGGAUAAUUCAGAUUGUGUAGUGACUAGGCUAUGGGUUGGGCAACUGGAGUUAAAAUCUGGUAGGUCAGAAUUUUUCUCUUUACCACAGUAUCCAUUCUAGCUUUGGGGUCCAUUCAGCUCAAGCCAAUUGGUACCAGGGUUCUUUCCUUAGGAUUAAAGCACAACAGGCAUGAAGCUAACCACUUACCUCCAUCUAAAGCUGAAAUUAAGAAUGUAUGGAGCUAUAUCUCCAGUCCUUCAUACGUUCACAUGAUGCGGUACUUAGUUUAGCACAUGGACAAUUUUUCCUAAUCCCACCUGACAUAUCAACUUUCUGUUAGUUAUCAUCUGUUGACAUUUAUAAAAAAAUAAACUACAAAAAUCAGUUUCCUGCCGUCUUGCCGCAUACUGCCGGACCUGCAAAAGGGAAUUACCUUAUUCUAUCAAUACAGUUACAAUUACAGAAUAUAAUUUACUAUAGAAAUUGAAGCUAUACAUUCUAGACAUGUUAUCUUAGUGCAAUUUAAUAUCGAUUGUCUGUUACCAGUACAGCAUGCUGAAGAGCAGCGUAGGAUUAUUAGUUCAACAGAAUGCGUCUUAGCGUUUGAACUCUUAGAAAUGUAUGCUUGUAAAUGAUAAAGGAUGAUAUUCUGUUUACAUCGAAGAGAUUACGUACUGGGAGAAGAACUAAAAUGUUCUCAACUAUGCAUGGUCCCAUCUCUAAAUUAGAGUUUAUAAGAUCUAGGAUUCAUUUAGGUUUCUCUGCUUGGCCCUUAGAGGACAGCUGUUUACAAGUCAGAUUCCCUUGGGAUUCUUUCGGUAUUGCUGCCUUUCAUUUCAUCUUUAUUACCAGCACAUAUAAGCAUAUUGGCUGUUGUGUGGCUAAUUACAUAGGAGCCUGAAUUUAUUUUAGCAAGGCAGAGUUUAAAUAAAUAACAGUUAGGAUUGUUUUCAUUGUAAUUUAAAAUAAAAACAUGAAAUAAUAAUAUUACAUCGAGGAUUAUGAGUUGUGUUAUGGUUUCAUUAUAGUAACCCUUGAACUGAUGUGACAAAAAUUCAGUUUUGUAUGGAAUCAGAUUAGGAAUAUAACAGUAAAUUGUAUUUCAGUUUGUUUUUGAAACACUAACCUAGGACUGAGUGACAUUUUGAGAAUACAUUUGAACAUCUUGUUGUAGUAAAUAUUGGGCUACUUGAAUGCAUAUUCCCAAAAUAUAAUUGUAUUUUGUACGAUAAUUUCUUUACCACAUACCAGAAAAAUUAUAGUCUUUCUUUCCAUUUUAUGCAAUAAUUAGUGAAGGUAAGUGGAGCUUGAUGUCAUGCUAGAUUAUCGAUAUGUUUACAAAUUUCAGAUUUUUUUAUAAUUUUAAAAUACAGAUGUAGUUAACAGACUUCCAGUUAUGUGUUGAUUCUUUUUAUGAAAAAAUUUCAAGAACUAGAUGUGAAAUAUAUUGGGAUAUUGUGGAUGUAUUAAAUUUGAUAUGAUAUAUUGACAGACAUACUGAAGUCAGAUCUGGGCUCUUUGUUGUUGUUGUUCUUAUUUAUAUUCUACUGCCUUUCUAGGUAAUGAGUUAUGUAUGUGCCUUGCUGCUUGUAAAGUAUGUAAGGUUUUCUUGUAGUUUCAUUCUUUAACCAUUUAUUAAUUUUCUUUUGAGGCCUGCACAUACUUUACCAAAUUCUGCUGGGAGGUGGUGUGAAUAGCGAUCAAGCAUCGAUGAUACAAGGUAAUGCAAGAAUAUAUUCGCCAGUAAAAGUAAUCACAAAAUGUACACAACCUAUAAUGGUAAAUACAGUCUUAUUGUAUUUGCCUGUGGACCCUUAAGCUGUAUCUUAAAUAUGCUGUCUUUGUCUUGAAUAUGAAAUUGGGACAUAAGGACUAGUGGACAACUUGCACGUGGUGGAAAAUUUUACAGUACACUUACGGUUUGCGAAGUAGACCAUUUGAACUUCACACUUUCUUUUUGUAACAAGUUCAGAGAGGUAUACACAGCUAGACCAUUACCUUCUCAUUAUGCUGAGAAGUAUUCUAUAAAUUUCAUACCAAAUUCACUUGACUUAUGAGAUGAAAAUUUGUAAAAUGUAAUACAACGGUGUAUCUUCAUUACUAUAAGUUUAAGGCGUAAUGAAGCUAAACAUGUUAUAGAUCCAGCUAAAUGAAUUGAAACUGAAACAAAAGUAACACAACUGAAGAAAACCUCAGAAAGAUAUGUUACUUGUAUUAUUUUCUGUUGUUUCCAUUCCUCUUUCUUACAAUUUGAUAUUUAAAAGGUCAGAAUGUUUCUUAAAAAAUGAGGACAUUCUUCUCAUGGUGAAUAAUGUUAUAUUGUAAGUACCUGCAUGGAGCAUCCUAAUUGUACUGCAGGUUUUGCUGUCAUCCAUGCAUGUGUUCCUACUUUGAUGCUACUUACAUCCACUGUAAUUCUUUUUCUACAUAGUAAAAAUUUGGAAUUGUGAGAUCUUGCGGUGGUUAAGUUAGAUUUAUAUUCAGCAUUAUAUAAGUUAUAUUUCACUCCAGUGGUAAAGUAAGAUCUAUGUAACAAGGCAGAGAUGGAAGUAUCUUAUGUUAUUUGCACACUGACACACCAAAGAAAUAAUUCUUAUUUGAGCAGAAUGUACAUUUAAAAAUAACAGGCUCUGUACUGUGGUGGAGGAACAUGAGCAGUGCUGAAUCUUAUAUCUGAGGUAGAUAUAAUUCAGAAGACAUUCUCUAAAACCAGUAUAUUAAAAUAUGUGAGUAUACAAAAAAAUAGAGAAAUUUAUGUUGUCUGCACAACUGCUGAGAAUGUUAGAAUAUACAAUUCUCAGUUUCUUUAUUUGUCUUUGUCACUGCUAAAAACAGUGCAUUAAUUUCAUAUCAUCUACAUUAAAUAUGAUUAAUGUUGUGGAUCCAGUGUACUGAGGUUCAUUCAGUUUGCAGUUUAUCAUUAAUCUGCCUGGUAGAAGCUGGAGGAAAGAGUUGGUUAACAUUCAGAAGUAGGCAUGUACUCACAGUUAGUAUGUAUCACUGAAAUGAAACACUUACUGUCAGAUAUUGGGUGUGUGUGUAUAGAAUAUUUGGAAAACACUUGUGCAUUACUUCUUAGUGUUUUAAAUAUUCUGUCACCUGUUUACUAAUUCAUAUCACAUGCAGAAACUUGAUAGAAUUAAAAAAAACUGACUUGAAAAACUCAUACUUUGUAAGGCCUCAUAUUAUCACUAAGGUGGAUUGCAACUCAAGUAUCUCCUCAAAGGAAUCCAAAGUUAUUAAGGCUUUGUGGUGAUAGCUGACCUGUUUCUUUAUAACUGAAUUUCAUACAUUUUUGAUAAAUUUCGCGUGGUAGCGGGACAGUUCCGGAACUAAUACAGAUUCUCAGACCUUUUGAUUUUCAGUAUCAGUAUGAGUGUGUUGUUUGUGAAUUAUGUUCUUUACAAAUGAACAUCAAAUUCCAAUGUCAAAAUAGGCCAGGAUGGUAGGAUGAUUAAUGAAUUGAAAAGGAUAUGGAAGGACAUUAUCAUGUCCUAAUUUAAGGUAGUAUCUCAGCAUUUGCCUGGAGGGACUGAAGAAAACCACAAGCCUGGCCAGUCUCUGGGCCAAGAUUUGAACUCAGACCUUCUAAAUAUGAAGCAGGAGUGGUAUCCAUUCAGCUAUAUGUGGUUUUAUAUCUGUCAUGAAAAAGGAAACUCCGCUUAUCUCCCUAGUACUACAGCAAUUGGAACAGUCUGCUUGAAUGUAAACACUCAUAUAUCAAGAACAGGAAAAUUCUGUUCCCUUAAGAGGUAUUAAAAUUCUCCUGAUCUUGUAAUUCAUCUACUAGUGCACUGUCAUUGUCUUAUAUUUAUGGUAAAUUAUAACAAUUUACAUGUCAGUACUCUCUCUCAUUAUUAAAAUUUGUACAAAAUGAUUUGUUUCAGAACAAGGCUUAUUAAGGUCAACCAGAUCAUUUACCAAGUUCGUUACACAAGUGUUAAAUUUCAUCUUUAAAUACGGACAAUUACAUUAGACAUUCAGCACAAGUUGAGAUUGCUUAAAUUAAUUUCUGGAUUUGCUUCAAACAAGCAGCAAUUCUGUGGUCUCUGAACCAUUUUCUAUUUUCAAAUAAUCACAUCAUUUCAGUUUUUCCCCAUCUUUUUUCUUUUCUUAUUUCAGAAGGUGCAGAAUUUGCCUUUUCACUUAUUUCUGAUCACAUUAAAUUAUUACUUCAGAAAUGGAACUUCUUACAUUAUUUCUUAGUAAUUAUUGUUGUUGUACUGGUACUGAAUUAUUGUUUUAGGUGCUCAAACAGUCCUGUCUGAAAUAAGGCACAGUGUUUAAAAUCCUUGCAGAUAAAAUUACUGGGAAAGUUGUUUUAUUGGGAUGUAUAAAUUUCAUUGUGAGGAAACAUUAGGUACUUACUUAUUGUAGGAACAGUAUA